This is a messenger RNA of Cladophialophora immunda, 2442 nucleotides long. Its product is annotated as OPT family small oligopeptide transporter. Gene Ontology annotation, molecular function: oligopeptide transmembrane transporter activity. The transcript is spliced from 3 exons. Lineage: Eukaryota; Fungi; Ascomycota; Eurotiomycetes; Chaetothyriales; Herpotrichiellaceae. The record is from RefSeq and is a predicted model, not a curated record. Gene Ontology annotation, biological process: transmembrane transport. Bases 1 to 2442 code for a protein of 813 amino acids.
AUGGAUGCUCGACAACGACCUGGUUUCACACGCACCGAUACCGAUGGCAUCCCGCUUGAACCGAUCUCGCCUUCAUCGUCCAGCGGCAAUAUCAAAAAGGACGCGAAGAGUCCCGGGGACUCCAAGGCCGACGGUGUUAUUGAUGUGAAGUCUGUUGACAUCUUGCAGGAGAGUCUGCCUGCAUACGACCCCGAUAACGAUGGUGUCGCUCAUAUCAAGGAGCCUGUGACCACCGCAGAGGACUUGGUCACUCAAGUCAUUCAUGUUCAGGACGAUCCAAGUCUCAAUCCAUGGACAUUCCGUGUUGCAUUCCUCGGAUGUGGACUGUCGAUUUUCGGCGCCGUGCUGCAGGAAAUCUUCUUUUUCAAGCCGCAAACCAUUUUCGUGUCCGUGGUCUUCUUGACAGUCAUCGCAUACAUCCUCGGCGAAGCGAUGGCAAGCAUCAUUCCGCGCAAAGGAGUCUUUCGCUACCUCAACCCCCAUCCUUUCAACCAAAAGGAGCACGCAGCAAUAACCAUCAUGGCAUCGGCUGCCUCUCAAGCAGCACAAUCCACACAAGCAUUGGCUGCACAAGCCUUGUUCUACGGUGGUUUUCCAAACAAGGCAGCAGGCAUCUUUGUCACAAUGUCUUCGCAGCUGAUUGGAUUUGGCUUUGCUGGCCUGCUUCGUGAUGUUCUUGUGUUCCCUACCAGGAUGCUUUGGCCCAUCAACUUGCCGGUUGCGACACUUCUCGAAACGCUACAUCGUGAUAAAAAGGAGACCAAGAGAAAGCUAAGGCUGUUCUGUAUCGCCUUCUGCCUAAUCUUCAUCUGGGAGAUACUACCCGAAUACAUUUUCCCUGUUCUCACUGGUGUGUCAGUGUUCUGCCUCGCCAAACAGGACAGUCUUGUCUUCACCAAUCUUUUCGGAGGCGCGUCCGGGGAUGAAGGGCUAGGAUUUCUGUCACUCUGCCUCGAUUGGAACUACAUCAUCGCCGUUUUCUCGCCGAUGUGGUUCCCACUCAACUCAUUGGUCAAUUGCAUGAUAGGAAUUGUCGGCUGUUACAUUGUAUUCAUGGGCGUGUACUACGGAAACGUCUGGGGAUCGUUCAGCCUCCCCUUCCUGUCGCAGGAACUCUUCAGCGAGGCAUCAAACUCGACGAAUUAUGUCGUCUACAACCAGUCAGCUAUUCUCAACGCGGACUUCACCAUUGAUCCCGCGAAGCUCGCUCAGGAAGGCUUGCCGCAACUGACGGGGACAUACAUUGUUUAUCUCAUCACCUCAAAUAUGGGCAUGACUGCGGCUUUCACCCACAUGUUCAUCUGGAACCGUAACGAUCUCAAGGCCGGCUGGGAAUGGGCUUCGCCCUCCAACCUGCGAAAGCUGUUCCGGGCCAGCAGUUGGAAAUUCUGGCAAAAUCAGGAAUCGCCCGAAGAGCGUCUGCAGCGCAAAUACAACGAUCCCACUUUGGAUCCUCACUACAAGCUCAUGCUGCAAAACAAAUACCUCGAAUCUCCUAACUGGUGGUGGGCUUCCGUAGCGCUGAUCAGUUGGGUCGUCGGCCUUGGGUGUCUGUAUGGCAUGCACUCGACGCUGCCCGGCUGGGGAUUCCUGCUCGCCGCCAUCUUCACCUUUCUUCUUCUCCUCUUCCUGGGCGCCCAGAUGGGCCUCACGGGCUUCCAGUUUAACGUCCAGCCGAUUUGCCAGAUGAUCGCAGGGUAUCUGUUCCCCCAUAGGCCGCUUGCUAACUUGUACUUCACCUGCUACACUUUCAACACCCUCCAACAAGGGCAACUCCUCGCCAAGGACAUGAAACUGGCACAGUAUUCUCACCUUCCACCGCGGAUCACAUUCGUCGUCCAGGUCGUCGGGUGUCUCCUCGGAGCCCUCUUUAACUGGGUCAUGAUGAACGACGUCGUCGAGAACCAGCGACCGAUCCUCCUCGCCAUCCAGGGUUCCAACAUCUGGUCCGGGCAAAACAUUCAGAUCUUCAACACCCUCGCCAUUUCGUGGAGUAUAGCCGACAAGAUGUACAGCAUUGGGGCAAAGUACCAGUGGGUGACCAUCGCCUUCCUGCUGGGGUUCCUGGUCCCGCUGCCCUUCUGGCUCGCCCACCGCUACUUCAGGCCGUGGAAAGUCUUUUCGUACCUCAACACCUCCAUCAUCCUCUGGUACGUUGGGAACCUGUUCACGGGCAUCAACUCGUCAUUCACGUCUUUCUAUCUCGUCGGGUUCAUCUCGCAAUUCUACCUGCGCAAAUACAAGCCCCAGUUUUUCGUCAAGUACAACUACCUUCUGAGUGCGGCUCUCGACGGCGGAACCCAAGUGAUGGUGUUUAUCUUUACUUUUGCCGUCUUUGGCGGCAGUGGCAAGGCACACCCUUUCCCUACAUGGGCUGGCAAUCCUGACACCAGUGUGCACAAUGUUGAUUACUGCAUGGUCAACCCUGCGAACGGCGGGUAG